Messenger RNA from Caenorhabditis sp. 36 PRJEB53466, 1573 nucleotides. The record is from the annotation of a GenBank genome assembly. NCBI's taxonomy places the organism in Eukaryota, Metazoa, Nematoda, Chromadorea, Rhabditida, Rhabditidae.
AUGGCUAACUGGCCGCGAGUCUCUCCCAUCGCCUACGUGGCUCUCGGUGUGCUCCUCGGCUUGACCCUUUCCAUUCUUUCUCAAUCGGGAACGGUAAGUCUUCGGAAUAAAAACUAAACAGUUCGCAAUGAUUUUUCAGUCCGCCUACGACGCAGCGACACGGAUAGCCAUACUUCGGGCGUCGCGAGUCGAUCCACUAGACGGGCACAAUCACGCGCACGCAAACGAUCCGCACGGAGAGGAGGACGUCGACGACAACCACGCCGACUUCGCCCCAGUGCAGUUCCACUCGAACGACUCUUCGCACAGCCACGACGGCGAGAGCAGGAUCGCCGACGAAAUAUCGAAAAAGGUGCGCGUGUUCUGCUGGAUUCUCACCGGAAAACAGAACCACGAGAAGCGAGCGAAACACGUGAAAGCGACGUGGGCAAGGCGGUGCAACAAGUGAGUGAUUUACCCGCUUUUCCGCCGGAUCAAUCUCCGAACGUUCAGGUACGUCUUCAUGUCUUCGGAAGAGGACGCCGAACUGCCGGCCAUCAACCUGAAUGUGUCCGAAGGAAGGGACUACCUCUGGGCGAAAACGAAGGGAGCAUUCAAGUACAUUUACGAUCAUCAUCUCAAUGACUUUGAUUGGUUUCUGAAAGCCGAUGAUGACACGUACGUCGUCAUGGAGAACUUAAGGUAUUCAACCCUCAGAGAAUGUUCUAGAUUGACAAGAAAUGUUUAGGUUUAUGUUGCUGGCUCACUCUCCAGAUGAACCCAUACAUUUUGGAUGCAAGUUCAAGCCGUUCACUAAGGGAGGAUAUCACAGUGGAGGCGCCGGAUACGUGCUAAGCAGAGAGGCACUCAAGAAGUGAGGACGCGAAAUGGAAGAAGAUGUGAUGCAGACUCAUUUCAGAUUCAUCGAAGUGGCUCUUCCGGACAAGUCGUUGUGCUCUCAGAAUCACGGCGGAGCCGAGGACGCCGAGAUGGGAAAGUGUCUGGAGAAGGUGGGAGUGAAGGCCGGAGACUCGAGGGACGCGGACGGACAUCACAGGUGAGGAGCCAUUCGAAGGGAAUACUGUAGACGAGUGUCGCUUUCAGGUUCAUGCCUUUCGUGCCGGAGCACCAUCUCUCGCCGGGACACAUCGACCCGAAGUUCUGGUUUUGGCAGUACACGUACUACCCGAUGGAUCAAGGACCGACGUGCUGCUCCGGUCCGUCUAUUGAUGCUGAUCUCUUUUUGUUUCUCCCUUGGCGGCCGGUGCAAACAAUGCCCUCCCCGGGAGAAGAGAGAAAGAUCAAUUGUUUUGCGGCUUGACUAUUUGCUCUCAUUUUUUCAGAUUAUGCCGUCUCCUUCCACUACGUCAGCCCGAACUUGAUGUAUGUUCUCGAGUAUCUCAUCUAUCACUUGAAACCAUUUGGUGAGUCACUUCACAGAACCACGGGGGAAGCAUUGAACUUUCUGUUUUCAGGCAUCGAUCGAGCCAUCCGAGUGCCCAAGAAUGAGACUGUUAUCCACACGGCGUACUCCAUUUCCCGUUCGGAACGAGGCCAAGACGACGCCUUCAAGGAGCGGCCCGAAGUGAUCUGA